This is a messenger RNA of Rhopalosiphum padi (bird cherry-oat aphid), 1428 nucleotides long. RefSeq lists its product as uncharacterized. The record is from RefSeq and is a predicted model, not a curated record. Bases 1 to 1428 code for a protein of 475 amino acids. NCBI's taxonomy places the organism in Eukaryota, Metazoa, Arthropoda, Insecta, Hemiptera, Aphididae. Gene Ontology annotation, molecular function: catalytic activity. The transcript has a single exon.
AUGAAUGGUUUCUACAAAAAGUUAGACGAACUAAAAAUACUAAUAUCCGAAAUCUCUCCCGACAUAAUCUGUCUCCAAGAAACCAACUUUACAAAUCUAAAGACCGCAAAACUACCCAACUACAAUGAUUUUAGCAAACACAGAACCACUGGACUCAGGGCCAGCGGUGGAAUAACAACAUACGUCAGCUCAAUAUACCCAUCUAAAGAAAUCUAUAUCUCAACACACCUGGAAGUAAUAGCAGUAGCAGUAAAACUCAAUGAUAUUGAAGUAAACAUAUGCAACAUAUAUCUGCCCAACCAACACACAUUUACGGAUAAUGACAUAGAAAAUAUAAUAAAGCAACUACCCAAGCCUUUCAUCAUAACAGGUGACUUUAACAGCCACAACGUCAGGUGGGGCUCCCUAAACACCGACAGCAGAGGGAAAGAAAUCGACAAAAUCCUGGAAAACGAUAAUCUGGUACUACUCAACAACAUGGAACCAACGCGUAUAAAUCCAAUUAAUGGUAACUUCUCAAAUAUUGACCUAUCAUUCGCAAAUGCAUCCCUCGCACAAAGGCUUAACUGGUCAGUAAUUGUAAUACAACUUAUCCCCCGUUAUAAUGAUAGCAUCCCCAACCUCGAAAGAUGGAAUCUGAAAAACCCAGACUGGAGACUUUUUUCUGAAACACUAGAUGACAAAGUAUCUCAUAUAGACAAAUCUGAAUAUCAAAACACGGAAAACCUUGUUGAUCAAUUAACGGAAACAAUAAUCUCAGUAGCCAACCUAACUAUAGGAAAAACCAAAUCAAAAAACCCCAAACCCAAAGUACCAUGGUGGAACCACGACAUUAAAAGUGCAAUUAAAGAAAAAAACGACGCCCUUAAAAAGUUCCAAAAAACAAAUAAACUAGAUGAUUUUAUACUACUAAAACAUUUAAGAGCCAAAUCAAAAUUCCUGAUAAAAACCAGCAAAAAAUCGUCAUGGGAAAAAUUCACUAGCAGUAUAAAAGAAAACACAGACUCAAAAUCAGUUUGGAACAAAAUACAAUCUCUAAAAGGACUCAGACGAAAUAAAAAAAUCAACCUAAUCGACCCAAAUUCUAACCAAUUAAUAAAUAAACCAGAUCAAAUAUCAAAUAACCUCGGUGAAUACUUUUAUCAUAAUAGCAGUGACAACAACUACAAACAACACUUUCUAGUGUACAAACAAAAAUGCGAAAAAGAAGCUAUAAGUAAUACUUCCGAUAAAAAUUGUCACGACCAAAUACAAAUCAACCAAGAAAUUAAAAUACAGGAAUUAACACACUCACUAAAAAAAUGCAAAAGUAAUAGUCCCGGACCCGACACCAUUACAUACGUCUUCAUACAAAAUUUUGGCACAAAAACUCUUAAUCUUCUGCUUAACAUUUUUUUUUUUUUUUUUUUCAAUCCGAAGAUUGGUUAA